Molecule: messenger RNA, 1272 nt
Organism: Funneliformis geosporum
Lineage: Eukaryota; Fungi; Glomeromycota; Glomeromycetes; Glomerales; Glomeraceae
Source: the annotation of a GenBank genome assembly
AUGUCUGAUGAAUCUAAUAGCAAAACUUUGUUAGAAAAUGAAAUGUGGUUACAAGAAGCUAUUGAAAAUGAGCAUAUUAUAUAUCAAAGAUACUCUACUUUUGAAAAUACGGAAAGCAUUGGACACGGAGCGAUGGGGGAGGUGUAUAAGGCAACAUCAAGUUGGUUUCAAAAGACCAUAGCAUUAAAAAAAUUUAAAAUUUCUUCAAAGUUUACUAUAAAUGAAAUUAUAAAUGAGAUAAAGUUACAUAGAAGAGUGGACGACUUACAUGAUAAUAUUUUGAGAUUUCAUGGUGUUACCACGUUAGCCUGUUGGAAUAAUGAUAUUAACAUUCGACCAACAAUAAAUCAAGUUAUUAUAGAACUUAAUGAUAUAAAAAUAAAUGAGAUUAAUGAGUUUAACAUCGUUAAUGCAAGUCAAGAACAUAUAAUUUUAAAUCAGCCAUUAGUUAGUUAUAUUUCAACAAUUGACAAAAAUGAUAAUGCAAUUCCCGAAAAAUUACAAGAAAAUAAGCUUGACAAUAAGUUCAGAAUUAAAAAUAUUGCAAAUAUUAGAGAAGGAAUUCUAAAAGAUUUAACAGAAGAAUUUGUUAAUCAGUUAUACUUUAACCGAAAUUUAGAUAAACCAUUUGAAAUAUUUAAGCCAGAUUGGUUAAAAGAAUUUAUCAACAAGAAAAAUAUAGAUUCAAAAAAUUUACUUGAAAAGAUGCUCAAAUAUGAACAAAAUAAUUCUUAUUUCACUAGUUAUAUCGGUUAUUUUUAUCAAAAUGGGAUUGGCACUGAAAUGGAUAACCAUAAAUCAUUAGAAUUUUAUCAUCAAGUAGCAAGUAUGAAUUUUAAGUCUGAAAUGAAAAAUAAUUCCUUAGAAAUUAUUAAUCAAUCUAUUGGACAAUACCUAUUAGCAAUAUUUUAUAGAUUAGGAACCAUAGUAGCCGUAGAUUUAGAAAAAAUGUUUGAAUGGGGAAUUAAAUCAGCCCGGCUUGGAAAUUCCUUUGCACAAGUUAAUAUUGGCACUUGCUAUAAAAUUGGAUAUUGUACGGCAAAAGAUGACAAACAAGCAUUUGAAUGGUUUUUGAAAUCCGCAGAAAGUGAAAAUAUUGAUAGUCAAUAUAAGGUUGCAAUUUGCUUUAGGGAUGGCAAGGGUACUAAAAAAAGUAUUAACAAAGCUAUCGAAUGGCUUCAAAAAUCUUUGGAUAAUGGAAAUGAUGCAGCGCGCAAGCCUUUACGCAAUUUAAAAUGGAAAAAGAAAUUUAAUGUUUGCAAAAUUAAUUAA